Prorocentrum cordatum is the source of this 807-nucleotide messenger RNA. Lineage: Eukaryota; Dinophyceae; Prorocentrales; Prorocentraceae. The record is from the annotation of a GenBank genome assembly.
AUGGAGAGCGACAUGGACGGCCGACGCCUUGGAGGCUCCCAGGACCACCCUGUGGUCUGGGUAAUAUUUCUCGCGUACGUCGGGACGCUGCUCGCGCUGGAUGUGAACUAUCUGCAGCCGCCGCUCAGCACCAGCCGCAUAUCGUUCAAUACGGCGGUGAAGCUCACCUCCUUCUGGCUCGCCACCGGCGUGUUUUUCAACGUUUUUAUUAUGGGCUACAUGGGCUGGGAGGAUGGUCUGACCUUCCUCUACGGCUUCUGCCUAGAGUAUAUGCUCAGCUUCGACAACCUCUUCGUCUUUCACCUGGUGUUCGCCUACUACUGCACGCCAGAGGCCCUGCUAUACCGGGCGCUCUACUUUGGCAUCGCUGGCGCGAUGCUCUUGCGGGCAUUUUUCUUGUUCGUGGGCUACGCCUUCCUGGUGUCGGGCAUGUAUGUGUUCAAGCUCGCUUUCGGUGCGUUGUUAAUUUGGAGUGGUAUUCGUUCGGCCAAUGACUUCGAUGACGAGGACACGGCGGACCCGACGAACAACCGGUGCAUCGCGUGGGUGGCCAAGAAUUUCCCUGUCAGCGACAGCUACGAGCCCCACGGGCGUUUCUUCAUAACCGUGGCGGAGGUGGACUGCCCCCAGGCGUCUGGAGACUGGGCCGACACCGAGCCAGGAGCUCUGCAGUCGGAACUCCGCAUGGACAGCAUGGAGGUGGCGGCCGCCGCCAACCUGCCGCGGCUGGAGUCCUUCGAGGGCAGCAGCUUGCUGGACCCGCACCGCGGCUCGGGUCCCUCCCACUCCGCCGGCCUUCCGCGGGAG